GGACCGGGACCGGGAGACAGAGAGAGACAGGGACAGGGAUCAGGGGCAGGGAUCAGGAUCAGGGAAAGGGGCCGGGACCGGGAUCCGCACAGGAAUUGGGACCAGGACCUGCGGCCUCCCCUCAGCCCGCUAGCCCCGGGUUCCGCUGUGGGGCUGUCGGGCCGGGCCGGCGGCCUCUGCAUCACCGGGAUCUGACCGGAGCUGUCAGCUCGGAGAAGGAGCGGUGGCCGCGCUUUGCUGAGGAGAAUAACUGACUUAUCGUGCGGCACUCACAGAGCUUUUCACGAGCUCCUGAUUCUGAGGGAGUGCUGGCAGUUCCCCUCGCCCUUUGGCCCUCUCGUUCCCCAGGCAAUGCCCAAAGUGAAGAGGAGCAGGAAGCCUCCCCCGGAUGGCUGGGAGCUGAUCGAGCCCACGCUGGACGAGCUGGACCAGAAGAUGAGAGAAGCUGAGACAGAGCCACACGAAGGGAAGAGGAAAGUGGAGUCUCUCUGGCCCAUCUUCAGGAUCCACCACCAGAAAACACGUUACAUCUUUGAUCUCUUCUACAAGAGGAAAGCAAUCAGCAGAGAGCUCUAUGAGUACUGCAUCAAGGAGGGCUAUGCUGACAAAAACCUGAUAGCCAAGUGGAAGAAGCAGGGCUAUGAGAACCUCUGCUGCCUGCGCUGCAUCCAGACUCGGGACACCAACUUUGGCACCAACUGCAUCUGCAGGGUCCCCAAAAGCAAGCUGGAAGUGGGCAGAAUCAUUGAGUGCACUCACUGUGGAUGCAGAGGCUGCUCUGGGUGAAGCCUUUUGCCAUCAAACUUGUUUCUUGAACUUUGAGAGACAUCCUCCUCCUCCUCCUCAAUGGACUAUGAGUGCAAUUACAGCCAUUUGCUGUGAUGGGCUAUUUCUGUAUUAAAUUAAAGCAUCAGCAUGAUCACCUGGAUCAUGCAUAAACGGGGGGUGCUUUGGAGUAGGGUUUUGUGUAGCCAUUUAUUUUAAAAUAAAGCUUGCCUUCCUGAGA
Molecule: messenger RNA, 1006 nt
Organism: Camarhynchus parvulus
Lineage: Eukaryota; Metazoa; Chordata; Aves; Passeriformes; Thraupidae
Gene: BUD31
Product: BUD31 homolog
Exons: 5
Coding region: 352-786 (144 amino acids)
Biological process (GO): mRNA splicing, via spliceosome
Cellular component (GO): nucleus; spliceosomal complex
Source: RefSeq, a predicted model, not a curated record